AUGAUCAUUAAACAAUAUCUCUCACUCGGGGUGAUUGCUCUUUGGGCCGAGGCCUAUUUAAUGGUGAUGGAACCAGAACCCUACGGAAAAGACAGUCUCAACAAUUCGCCUCUUGCUGCAGAUGGGAGUGAUUUUCCCUGUAAACUACGUCCAGGUGCAUUUGAAAUCUCCGGAGAAGCAACCUACCGCAUUGGGGACGAUCAGGUACUGAAACUGGAAGGAAGUAUAACACAUGGAGGUGGAUCAUGCCAAAUUUGUCUUACCGAAGAUCGUGUCCCGACGAAAGAUUCCGAGUGGAAAGUCAUCAAAUCGUUUGAGGGAGGGUGCCCUGCAAAUGUGAAAGGACAGCUUGUGGGGGGCGCCGACUCCGACAACUCCCUCCACCUCGGUUUUCGAAUACCUGAAGGUAUCGUGCCCGGCCAAUACACAUUGGCAUGGACUUGGUUCAAUCGCAUCGGCAACCGCGAGAUGUACAUGAAUUGCGCACCUAUCACUGUGAUUGGCAACAAUCAAUCAGUGAUGGCUGGGGAGCCGAACGCCUCGUUCCCGCCCAUGUUCAUCGCCAACAUCAACGGCUGCAAUACCACAGAAAUGGUGGCUAUUCGUUUCCCAGAGCCCGGAAAUUUUGUUGAGACUCCUUCCGAUGUGAUUAGUCUCGCUAGUGAGGAUGCGCCCCCGUGCACUGGUAUUCUCACUCUUCAUCACGGUUUGAACACAAAAGUCACGUCCGCUGCCGCUUCGUCAGAGCAUUCUACAGCAAUAAUUACGUCGACUACCUUGUUGGCAGCAGAUCCCUGCGUAUCAAAUUGCUCUUGCCGGUAUAAUUCACAUAUGUGA
Messenger RNA from Penicillium diatomitis, 837 nucleotides. RefSeq lists its product as uncharacterized. The transcript has a single exon. The record is from RefSeq and is a predicted model, not a curated record. The coding region runs from base 1 to 837 and encodes 278 amino acids. Lineage: Eukaryota; Fungi; Ascomycota; Eurotiomycetes; Eurotiales; Aspergillaceae.